AUUACAAAUACAACUUAACAACUGCACAUUUGUUGUGAUUACUUUGUUAAAAGUCCAAUUAUUUUUGUUGUUAAAAUGUGAGUUUAUGACCUACUGGUAUCUCAGCAACAGUACAGUGACAGGAGCCACCUGUGUGUUUGUGUGUGUGUAUGUCCAUGCAGAUAAAACUAUAGUAUUUGUGAAUUGUCUGCCUGUGUGUGUGAGUGCGUGUGUGUGUGUGGCACCAUGUCGGUUCAUGGGAACAGCUUGACGGUGCGACGCUACCUCACCUUUGCUACGGGUCUGGUAGAGUGUCUGUGUUUCGCUGGAGCAGUGUUUGGAUGGGCUUCUCUUGUUUUUGUCCUGAAGACGGAGGGCUACUUCAGCUCUCUGUGUGUCAACACUACAGCAGUCAAUGCAACGCAGGUCCUAGAUUGCAGUGGACAGGACGAACAGUUCUCUCUUGUUUUCACCAUCGCAUCCUUUAUGAACAAUUUUCUGACGCUGCCCUCUGGUUUCCUCUUUGACCAGUUUGGUACAACAGUGGCUCGGCUCUUUGGAACAUUUCUUUACACCAUGGGUACCUUGAUGGUAGCUUUCUCAACUGCAGCUUUGUCCAACCUGCUCUUCCCAGCUAUUUCCCUCCUGGCAGCGGGUGGCAUCUUGUUUCUAAUGACCAACAUGCAGGUAGGAAACCUGUUCGGCUCACGUCGCUCCACCAUCAUCACUCUCUAUAACGGGGCAUUCGACUCUUCGUCAGCACUCUUCCUUGUCAUCAAGCUGUUACACGAGGCUGGUGUCUCUCUCCGCUCCUCCCUUAUUUUCUUGUCCUCCUGCAGCGUCAUUCACCUGCUCAGGACUUUCUUCCUGCUUCCCAGAGACCACAUUCCCUACCCGCUGCCUGAUGACUACACAUACGGGAUAACCUGUGGCAAAUCAAAAAGUCUGAUCUCAGCGAAUGGUAACUCACCUAAGACGAAAGAAGAAAUGAUUCUUAACAAGGACGUCCCUGUAAAACAAGAGAAGAGUUUCCGUGAGUGUUUGAUGUCCAGGCUCUUUGUGUGGCACACGGUUUGGCUGUCAGUGAUGCAGCUCAGACAUUACCUCUUCAUCGGCACCCUCAACCCCAUGCUGCAGCGUCUGACGGCUGGAGAGCCUUCACUGGUGAGCCAGUACAUCAAUGCCUUUGCUAUAACACAGCUGUGUGGCGUCUUCUGUGCUCCCUGGAACGGUCUCAUCAUAGACAGACUAAAGGGCAAACCUCGUGCUGAAGGAGAGAGUGAACAGGAAGUAGAUCUGCGCGCCACUGUGCUUUCACUCUUCCUCACUGUUCUGCAGUGUGUGUUAUUCUCAGUUUGCGCCGCCACCCCAUACUUGCCACUUCAGUACCUCACCUAUAUCCUGCAGGUGAUCAACCGCUCCUUCCUCUAUGGCGGCAACGCAGCCUUCCUCAGUGUGGCUUUCCCGUCGUGCCACUUUGGGAAACUGUAUGGUCUAGUCAUGGCUCUGUCUGCAGUGUUUUCUUUGCUGCAGUAUCCUUUCUUUGCCCUGGUGAAUGGACCUCUCGGUGGAGACCCUCUAUAUGUGAACAUCGGUCUGACGCUGCUCAGCCUGCUCGCCUUCAUCCAUCCCCUCUCUGUCUUCCUGCAUUGUCGAAGUCUCGCCUCCCAGCGAGCCAUCAAUGCCUCCUCUUAAAGUUUGUAAAAUGAGACUUGCACUUAAAAUGUCCUCAAAAUCAUAAUUCGUAGAGCUAAUUUGUCUGUGUUGUGUUGUCAUAUGCAUCUCCAAAGCUUGUAAAUGCUUUUCAUAUUGCAGUGAGGUAUGGUUUUGGGUGCAUUCAGAGCGCAUUCACCACACUCUCGGAUCAAGUUCACUGCAUUUGUUAGCAUUGUCUGUUUUUACAGUUAAAAUUCCAUGUGCUGGCUGCUUUCCAUGACUGGGAAAGUUCUUAUGUUUUAUGCUCUAUGUAAUCUUAUAAUUUAACGUAUGUAUUCAUGUAUUUUCUUUGAUAUUCAGUGCAAUACUGGCCACCUAUCACGCUAUGGUUGGAUUCAGAGUGCCAAAAGAUAAUACACUUUAUUGUAAAAGCUGAAAAUGUUACAGACAAUGCUUCUAUCAGGGUUGACCUCUUCAAGUUCUCUCUCUCUCUCUCUCUCUCUCUCUCUCUCUCUCUCUCUCUCUCUCUC
Molecule: messenger RNA, 2165 nt
Organism: Cottoperca gobio
Lineage: Eukaryota; Metazoa; Chordata; Actinopteri; Perciformes; Bovichtidae
Product: solute carrier family 43 member 3-like
Exons: 13
Coding region: 226-1674 (482 amino acids)
Biological process (GO): transmembrane transport
Molecular function (GO): transmembrane transporter activity
Source: RefSeq, a predicted model, not a curated record